Molecule: messenger RNA, 5687 nt
Organism: Ochlerotatus camptorhynchus
Lineage: Eukaryota; Metazoa; Arthropoda; Insecta; Diptera; Culicidae
Gene: Ptp69D
Product: Protein tyrosine phosphatase 69D
Exons: 12
Coding region: 323-4744 (1473 amino acids)
Biological process (GO): peptidyl-tyrosine dephosphorylation involved in inactivation of protein kinase activity
Cellular component (GO): signaling receptor complex
Molecular function (GO): protein binding; protein tyrosine phosphatase activity
Source: RefSeq, a predicted model, not a curated record
GAAAGAAGGAAUAAAGAGUAUAGAAGUGCGAGAGCGAGUGUCCAUUAUUCUUUUCGAUAAAUCUCCUUCAGUUUUUGUUUUCCAUUAUUUUGUCGCAAAAUAAUCAGAUUAAAUUCGGCCCAGCAUGUGUGAAACUGUGUAGAUUCGGUGCGGGAUACGUGCGAGAAUGAUGUGAACUAGCUAUACCGGCAUUUUUCCGUUUCGCUAUCGGUGCAAAACGCAGUCAAUAAAUCGGCGAGAGCAGCCCUACGCGAAAAGACGGACGGACCACGACCGACGGACGACGACAGGAUUCUACACACUUGCGACAAGAGGGAGAGCAAUGUGGAAGAACCAAGCCCACUUGUGCUUUCUAGUUGUUUGUAUUUACACCCUGGGCCACCGAAUAACCGAGACCGAUGCUACCGGCAGUGCAGCUGAACCGCGAUACUUUUUGGCUGGCAAAAAUGGCACCUUAUCCUGCAAGUUUAUGGGAGCGGAGAACCCGAUGUGGCAGAAGGAUGGGAAGAAUUUUACCGAGAGUAGCGCCAAGGUCUCCAUCAUGAUUGUCGACACUGAGGAAGACGUCGAAAAACUUUCGGGCGGCUCGGAUGGAGGCCCCCCACAGGACGAAACCACCGAAACGGCAGAAGUGGCCGCCAACUGGGCCAUCUCGACCAUAACCAUACACAACUUCUCGAAAUCCGACACGGGAAACUACACGUGUCACGGUGCAGACAGCAAAACCAUCGCCCGAUACACAACGCGAGAAGUGAUUCUACCAAAGAUUACCGCCUCAAGUCCGGAGCGGACAAAAUUCAAACAGCAGAACAAGGCCGAACUUUACUGCGUGAUACAGAUGUACCCAUUGGAGUAUUUUAAUAAUUCGAUACAAUGGUUCAAGGAAGACGAUACCACCGAGAAUAACUUUAUGAAAAAUACGAGCGUACGCGUACUGAAUGAAACGCAUGUUAAUGUAACAUUGACAGUAAAGGACGUAAGCAAAACACACAAUGGAACGUACUCUUGCAAUGUUGGUCCUUCGGCCAUGUUGGACGAAAGCUCAGCUACCGAUAAGAAAGCGAUGGCUUUACUCGUGCUCGAUAAACCACAGGUCUCAAUAGACUACGUAAAGGCGGUGGGUGCAACCAAAAUUUAUCUGAAUUGGACAGUCAACGAUGGAAAUGAUGCCAUUAAACAUUAUGUGGCACAGUCUAUGAAGAAAGAUGAUUCUACGUUUACGUAUUAUGCGAAUAGGAUCGAUGGCUCUAAUACCUCAUUUGUACUGCAAAAUUUUACACCUUCUACAGAUUACGUGAUCAAACUGACAUCAGUGAACGGACAAGGUAGUGGUCCUGCUUCACCGUCUGUCAAAGUUCGAACACUGGACAGCGAUCCCAAUUUCACUCCAAUCGUUGAAGUGAAGGGCAAUACGCAUUCGACGAUCACCAUUGGAUGGGCUCCACCACCGGCUGAACUUCUGGAAUACAUCCAAUACUACGACCUGACAGUUUCGCUUGCGGGCCAAAAUUCCCCUAAAUGGGAAACAUACUACGUACAAAAUAGCCGUAACCUUCCGUACAUGUUUGACAAUCUAGACACUGCCACGGAGUACAGUUUCCGUGUACGUGCCUGUAGUGAGUUGGCCAAAACUUGCGGCAACUGGUCUGAGGAAGUGAAUGGAACUACCAGUGAUGGCGUUUCGUCGGAACCAAUUAACCUCAAUAUCACUUGUUUACAUUAUAACAUCUCACGUCGAAACACUGUUCGAAUCCAUUGGAAUCCACCGAAGAAACCUAAUGGAAAGGUCAUAUCAUAUCAGGUCAUUCUGGAAGGCUUGUCAUUGUACCGUAGCGAGCACGGUAUACUGAAGAACGAGACCUGGGGUCCAAAGAUCAGGAACGUACAAUCUCAUUACACUAAAGCCGAAUACGACGGAAUACCACCCAACACUAAUUAUACCGUACGUGUAGCGGCCCUCACACGUACGAAGCGUCCAGGAGUGGUGACAAGUACUACAUGCACGAUGCCAGCCACCACUCCGGACAACAUUGGCCGGUUGAUGUGGGGAAAACUUCGCACCGAAGAUAAUCAGUGGAUUUUUAAACUGAUUCUACCGCGAAUUUCCGAACGGAAUGGGCCAAUAUGUUGCUACAAGGUCUACAUGACACGAUUGGGUCACAGAAACUAUUCGCUUCCCGAGCCAGAGAACAUCCAGGUGACAAACUACGCAGAAGUUCACUCAAUCAAUAACACUCGCGGGGGAACCUAUCUGGCGGAAGUGUUCACCACCUUGAACUACAGCUCGGAAGUAUUCCUCGGCGAUGGCCGAAAUAAUGAAUACCACAAUCCGGAAAUGUGCCCGCAGUGCUUGCACAAACGAUUACCUCCAGUGGAGAAACCCAGUGCCAUUAACAAAGACGACGAGGCACAGAAUGCCUCGGCGGCCACUACUGCAAACCCUGCAAUACGUACCGGCAACGAAGCCGUACCGGUUGAAGAUCAACUCAAAGUAUCUAGUCAUGACAAGCGAGAAGCCAACGGCUUCCACGAGCAUACCGUACCGCAGCUGGAAACCGCCUUUGAUGGCGUACUGGAUCCGUCCAGUAACUACACUGGCUUCGUGGAGGUUGUUGUGAGAACGGACGGUGAACAGGGGCCACGGUACAUCUCAACCUUUAGCGAGUUCUUCCAAGAAAUGAACGCGGGAGCCCCACCAGCCAGUGACCAGAAUGGGAAAGACCUCUCGUUCAUCCUCAACAUAGUUAUACAGAUUUUAUGUGGACUGAUACUGAUAGUUUUAAUAGUCCUAUUGACUCUCUGCCUCUUGCAUAAACAUUUCAGCAAAAAUAUCGCCCAGGAAGGCGAAGCCAUCAGUUUGGGAGACUCGUUAAGACGCGCUCUCUGUCACGGCCGCAAUGGCAACCCCCAUCAUCGACAUUUGCUUGGAACGAACAGUGCCAAGCCACCGGUGCUUCCUCCGAUAUCUAAGGAAGAUCUUGUCAAAGCUUACCUCGAGAAGCAUAAAGACUCCGAUUAUGGAUUCCAGCACGAGUUUGAACUGCUACCGGAUAAGUUUGCCGAUAGGACUACCAAGUAUUCUGACCUGAAGGAGAACAUUCACAAGAAUCGCUACCCGGACAUCAAAUCCUACGAUCAGACACGGGUCAAGCUGUCUACGAUGAAUGGACUGUGCGGAUCGGAUUAUAUCAAUGCAAACUUUGUCAUUGGUUAUAAGGAACGGAAAAAGUUUAUCUGUGCCCAGGGCCCAAUGGAUAGCACGAUCAACGACUUUUGGCGUAUGAUUUGGGAGCAGCAUCUGGAGAUUAUUGUCAUGUUGACCAAUUUGGAGGAGUACAAUAAGACCAAAUGCGCCAAAUACUGGCCGGAGAAUAUCAACGAUUCUACCCAGUAUGGAGAUAUACUUAUCACAUUCGCUUCGGACAGCUACUAUGCCGAUUACAUAGUCAGAAAUCUGAAGGUCACCAAACGUAGCGUCAAUUCAUCCGGCGAAGAUGUCGAAGAUACCCGUUACAUCUCUCAGUUCCAUUAUCUCACCUGGAAGGAUUUCAUGGCACCGGAACAUCCACAGGGUAUCACCAAGUUCAUCAAACGCAUCAACUCCGAAUACUCAUUGCAACGCGGUCCAAUCCUAGUACACUGUAGUGCCGGCGUUGGCAGAACUGGAACUUUUGUAGCACUAGACUCACUCAGUCAGCAGUUAAACGAGGAGGGCCAGGUGUUCAUCUUCAACACAAUUUGUGAUAUGCGAUAUCAAAGAAAUUUUCUCGUACAGUCAUUGAAACAAUACAUAUUUUUGUAUCGAGCCCUCACCGAACUAGCGUACUUUGGCGACACUGAGAUUGACCAAAAAUCGCUAGCCACAACCGUAGAAAAUCUCAAACAACCAUCGUCUGAGGAUCCUGAAAUCUGCAAGCUGGAAGCACAAUUUCAGCGAAUAAAAUCGUUCCAAGAGGACACACGCAAAACGACCGCCAUUGGCGGUUGCGAGGAGAACAAAGCGAAGAAUCGCUCCGAAACUUGUGUUCCGUACGACAAGAAUCGGGUGAUCCUCGCGCCCAUCCCUGGCCAUGACAAUUGCACCUAUAUUAAUGCGUCCUUCAUUGAUGGGUACGACGAUGAAAAUAAUUUCGUCAUCACACAGGAUCCAAUGGAGAAUACCAUUUUCGACUUCUGGCGGAUGAUCUUCGAACAACGGAUAAAAACAAUCGUCAUGUUCUCCGAGAUCGGUGAUGGUCCGAACAAAUGUCCUCGUUACUGGGCCGACGAGGAGAUGCAGUACGAGAAUCUACUCGUGACGUACAUCCAAAGCGAAAGUGGUCCCUACUACACCAAGCGGGAGUUUACGGUGACCAACUGUAAAACGAAAGACACCAUCCAGGUGACUCAGUUCCAGUACAACGGCUGGCCCACGGUGGAAGGUGAAGUACCGGAGGUCACCCGGGGCAUGAUCGAGAUAGUCAAUCAGGCACAGAAGCACAGCACCCAGCAGGAGGAUAUUUUCACCAUUGCUGUUCACUGCAGCUUGGGGACGGACAAAAGCUCCCUAUUCGUUGCCAUGUGCAUACUUGUGAUGCAACUCAAAACCGAGAAACGAAUCGACAUCUGUUCGAUAGUCAGAAAGCUUCGAGCACAACGUAGUUUAAUGAUAGAAACAUAUGCACAAUACGAAUUUCUGCAUAGAGCUAUUGUAAAUUUCGCUGAUUUAUACAAAAUCUCGCUAGGCAUAGCUUCCGACUGUUGAUAAGCUGAUUUAUAUAGUGAUAGCAAAAUAAUAAGGCAACGCAAAAUCCACGCUGAAUAAAAAAAAAACGUAUGUAUGUAUGAGCUCCGAAGCGGGAAUAUGCGAAAGAAGAAAAACAAAUUUAACAUUAAGCUAAUUUACUACGCGCCACAGAGUAGACCGGACACAAACCACUUCUGCACGCAGAUAAUUUUGCUUGCAAAUCGCAUUGGCAAAACAAGCAGAACUGCAUGCGCAACUUCCUGGCGAAAGCAUAGUGCUACAGCUGCUUCAAUUAUGCUAUAAACUUGUAUGUAAUUUUAGCCACUUUUUUAAGUAGUAUACAAGCAUGAUUUAUGUAAACAUUAUAUUCAAUCAAACAACAAAUGGAACGAACGACGAAUCAAAUGUCUGAGUCAGACAAUGAGAUUAGUGGAAGAGCAUUUAACGCAGGAGAUUUGUUUUUAUCUUUAUUACUUAGUUCAGCACAGCAAACGUUCAUUCAGGCGAAGAGGCAAACGUCCAGUAAAUCUUCCUUUUUGAAAGCCAUCUUUAGUUACUAAACACGAAAAGUCAUUUCCUAUUUAUAUAAAGGACACACUACAUUAUAAAUAGUCAUCAAAUAACUAAUAAAACUCAGAACUAGAGAGGAAAAGCAGGUACCUUUUAUACUAUCCCAGAGUGUAAUGAUGAAGGGAGAAUAGUUAGAAACCCAGAGAAAGAGAGAGAGAGAGAGGGCAAAGUUGUAGAAAGAAGCAGGAAAACAAAAGACAAAACAAAAAGGGUAAAGAACAAAACAAGAGUGUGUGAUCAAAAUAAAGAACUGCAGGAAGGAUAUUAAGGUAAUAACAAACACGAGAAAAUAAUGAAGAACAGUACGAGCCGAACGUUAGGAAUUAGUUAUUUUUCAUGUUGAAAAACAAAAGAAAUGCAUCAACCAAUUCAAUCACGAGAAAGUAAACAA